Paramecium sonneborni is the source of this 566-nucleotide messenger RNA. Lineage: Eukaryota; Ciliophora; Oligohymenophorea; Peniculida; Parameciidae. The record is from the annotation of a GenBank genome assembly.
AUGGUUCCAGAAGUCUCAAUAAAUUCUGGAACUCCAACAAUAUAUUUAUCAUUAGAUGUUAUUAUUUUAGUUAGUGGAGCAAAGGAUUUCUAUGAAGAUUAUAAGAGAAGAAAAUCAGAUAAAAAAGAAAUAAUAAGUUACAGCAUUUGAUUGAACAAUAGUUUUUUUUUUAAAUAACCUCUUUUAAUUUAAGAGCCGAUCACACUCUGAAAGUUCAUUAGGAUGAGAUAAUAUAAGCAUAUAUUUUAUUUCUAAGAUCAAUUAAAAAGGAAGGAAUUUUUUAUGUAGAAACAAAAUUAUUAGAUGGGAAAUAAAUUUAAAAUAAAAAGAUGUACAUGCUGAUUAUAUAGACUUAAAAUAUUAAAAUCCUACUCCAUAUUUAUUAAAGUUUAUAAGAGAAACAACAACAUUUAAUCUCUAAGUUUCAUCAAUAAAUUUAAAUAAAUUUUUAUUAAGAGAAUGUAAUUUAACAAAUGGAAAAAUAUAUUUUUUUUUAGAUAAUGAUGAUAAGGCAAGAACAAAAAGAAGUAAAUUAGAAGUUUUAAUGUAAAAAUUUAUGUUUAUGA